AUGGCGAAGCCACGCGCUGAGAAGAAGGCGCCCCCCCCUGCGCCGCCCGCGAAGCCUGCGACCUCGCGGCCCGUGCUGUGGGCGCUGGUAGGAUUGCUGCUUGCUGCCGGUGUAUGGUUCGGCUGGCACGCACGCGACGACCGCGCCCCGCCGACGCCCGCCGAGCCCGCCGAGCCCGCCGAGCCCGCCGGCGCUCCGCCCGAGGGCCGCGCGAUGCAGGUGCCGUUCCGCCUGCCGCCGGUGCACAAGAUCCCCGAAGACCCACAGAACGGCGAGGAUGCCGAGAAGCGUGCGGCAGUGCGUGAGGCGUUCACGCAGUCGUGGGACGCGUACGCGCGCCAUGCGUGGGGCCUCGACGAGUUCCACCCUCUGUCCCAGUCCGGCUCGAACCUCUUGGGCGAGGGCCGCCCGCUGGGCUACACGAUUGUCGACACGCUCGACACGCUCAUCCUCCUGCACGAGGACGAGGGGUACGCGCGCGCGCGCGACUGGGUGCGUGACGAGCUCGACUGGGCGAUCGACGGCCGCCUGAAUGUGUUUGAGACGACGAUCCGCAUGCUCGGCGGCCUGCUGUCGGCCAGUGCGCUCAUCGCCGACCCCCCCGCCGGCGCGCUGCCCGCGUCGGCGGCCGAUGCGGCGAUGUUCCUCGCCAAGGCACAGGCGCUCGCUGACCGCCUCUUGCCCGCGUUUGCGACGCCGACCGGCAUCCCCCUGCGCGAGGUGAACCUCGCGACCGGCGAGGCGUUCCCCGACCAGGACAACCACAAUGCGAGCAGCCUCGCCGAGGCGACGACGAUCCAGCUCGAGUUCAAGUACCUCGCGCACCUCACGAACAACGCCACGUACUGGGCCACGGCCGAGCGUCCGAUGCACUAUGCACGCCAGACGUCGCUCCCGCCGAGCCUCGGCAUCCUGCCCAUCUUUUUGAGCACGGAAAAAGGGCAGUUUUACAUGACGGAUAUCCGCCUCGGCUCGCGCGGCGACUCGUACUACGAGUACCUCGUGAAGCAGUACCUGCAGACGAACCGCACCGAGGAGGUGUACAAGGAGAUGUACGAGCACGCGUUCGACUCGAUCAAGAGCACCCUGCUCGACAUCGGCACGCGCACGAACCCCCCGCUGGUGUACACCGUCGAGCUCGUUCCCCGUCCCGGUCCGCAGGGCCCCGGCUGGCAAAAGCUACCCAAGCAGGACCACCUCGUGUGCUUCCUGGGCGGCACGAUGAUGCUCGAUUGGCGCGUCGGCCACGAGCUGACGCGCACCUGCGUCAACACCUACACGAGCGCGCGCACCGGCCUCGGCCCCGAGAUUGCCUUUUUCUGGCCGCCGAACUCGUCGGAUACACACGCGCGCGAGUGGACCGUGAAGCGCGCCCGAGGCGAUGGCCCCGCGCCGAUUGAUGCGCGCAACAUCCUGCGCCCCGAGACGGUCGAGUCGCUCUACAUUGCCUACCAGCUCACCGGCGACGAGACCUACCGUAUCUGGGGCUGGAAGAUCUUUGAGGCCUUCCGCAAGCACGCGCAGGUCGACGGCGGCCGUGGCGGCUACUGCGGCAUCGACGACAUCGACGCGGAUGCCCCCGAAAAAAUCGACCGGAUGGAGACGUUCUGGCUCUCGGAGACGCUCAAGUACCUCUAUCUGCUCUUCUCGCCGCGCGACACCCUCUCGCUCGACGCGUGGGUGUUCAACACCGAGGCCCACCCCCUGCCCGUCUUCGCGCCGGCCUUCUCCACGUCGCUAGCGUAA
Molecule: messenger RNA, 1746 nt
Organism: Malassezia japonica
Lineage: Eukaryota; Fungi; Basidiomycota; Malasseziomycetes; Malasseziales; Malasseziaceae
Gene: MNS1
Product: mannosyl-oligosaccharide 1,2-alpha-mannosidase
Exons: 4
Coding region: 1-1746 (581 amino acids)
Biological process (GO): carbohydrate metabolic process; mannose trimming involved in glycoprotein ERAD pathway
Cellular component (GO): membrane; endoplasmic reticulum
Molecular function (GO): calcium ion binding; mannosyl-oligosaccharide 1,2-alpha-mannosidase activity
Source: RefSeq, a predicted model, not a curated record